Macadamia integrifolia is the source of this 768-nucleotide messenger RNA. RefSeq lists its product as uncharacterized. Lineage: Eukaryota; Viridiplantae; Streptophyta; Magnoliopsida; Proteales; Proteaceae. The transcript has 3 exons. The coding region runs from base 1 to 768 and encodes 255 amino acids. The record is from RefSeq and is a predicted model, not a curated record.
AUGUUAACUUCAAAACAAACAGUUAAUGAGACUGCAAAAUGGAGCCAAGCAAAUGUAGGCACCCUUAUUGUUCUGAUGGUAGAGGAAGUUAAGAAAGGAAAUAAGACUACUUCGACUUUUAAUAAAGCUGGUUGGAACAACAUUGCCAAUAACUUCAAAGAAAAAACUAGGGUCAACUGUGCCAUUGUACAGUUGAAGAACAAAGUGAACAAACUAAGACAGGAUUAUAGUCAGUUUAAGAAGCUAUUGGAGACAACUGAUUUUGGUUGGGAUACUGCUUCAAGAACUUGUACUGUUGAUGAUGAAUCCAUCUGGGAAUCGCAUAUUAAGGAUAACCCUACUUGGGCACGAUUUAAGAAGCAUGGACUACCACAAUGGCCAGAAUUAUGUAUGGUAUUUGGUGAUACAUAUUUAGACGGCGAAGGAAGUGGGACUCAAACUACCGUGUUGGAAACUAUGGGGGCCGAUGAUGCUAGGAAUAUGAUUGAGUCUUGUGAUGAGUCAAGUUCUGCUGAUGAAGUUAUUCCAUUAGAUAUGAGUAAAUCAAGGGUAGAACGAGAUGUGAGCAUGUCCACUGCUUCAACCCAAAAUGCGGAACAGAUGUACGGGAUUACUAGGGCCAUGGAGGUGCUUGAGUCAGGAUAUGAGUUAGAUGAAGCACUAUACGAGAAAGCACUUCGGAAGUUAAUGGCUGACCCGCAAUGGAGAGAAGCAUUAAUUUCUUGCCCUCCUCAUCGGAAGUCAAUACUCCUUCCUACCCUUCAGUAG